This is a messenger RNA of Hippocampus comes (tiger tail seahorse), 1003 nucleotides long. RefSeq names its product general transcription factor II-I repeat domain-containing protein 2-like. The record is from RefSeq and is a predicted model, not a curated record. The transcript has 2 exons. Gene Ontology annotation, molecular function: protein dimerization activity. Lineage: Eukaryota; Metazoa; Chordata; Actinopteri; Syngnathiformes; Syngnathidae. The coding region runs from base 37 to 873 and encodes 278 amino acids.
CGUUUUGCUGCAUGUCUGGGAGAGGUGAAAACUUUCAUGAGCAGCAAAGGGCUCACCUUUCCUGAGCUGGAACAGCCAGAGUGGCUGGAAAAACUCCACUUCAUGGUGGACAUGACAGCGAAACUAAACACGCUGAACACAACGCUUCAGGGGAGAGGAGGCACAGCGCUGCACAUGCUGGAGGAGGUGUUGGCGUUUGAGCGCAAACUGACAGUUUUAGCCAGAGAUUUACAGAGAAGCACACUGUCUCACUUCCCCUCUUUAAGGGAGUUCAAACAAGCUCACGGAGUGAUCAAUUCAGAGUAUUUGCAGUCUGCAAUCACCACAAUGCAAGCGUCGUUUGGUAAACGAUUCCGUGAGUUCAGAGAGGAAAAAACCACAUUGUCCUUCCCCGUCACUCCCCUGACCAUUGAUCCAUCCCUGCUAAACGUGACUGCAUUUGCAGGUGUAAGUCAACCUGCUCUGGAGCUGGAGCUGGCUGACAUAGCUGACAAAGACAUUUGGGUGUCCAAAUUCAAACGCUUGACAGAGGACCUUGAAGAUGUUGCCCGUCAGAAGGCCACUCUUGCUCAGAAUCACAAAUGGAGUGAUAUUGAGAACCUCCCGAGACCGGACAAACUCAUAUUUGAAACAUGGAAUGCCAUCCCCGACACCUACACGAACAUGAAGAAAUAUGCCUUUGGAGUCCUGUCGAUCUUCGGAUCCACAUAUGUAUGUGAGCAGCUAUUCUCCACCAUGAACUGCAUUAAAAACAAACACCGCUUACGGCUCACAGAUGACAGCUUACAGUCCUGCGUAAAGAUGAAAGUGACUUCGUACAGCCCCGAUUUGCAGAAGCUGUGCGCAGAGGUUCAGGAGCAGAAGUCCCAUUAACCAGGUCAAGGCUCCGCUGCAUACUUUGAAAGCCCAAGGCGAUAUAAGGAUGACGGCUCACGGAUUUUUCCCUUUUGUUUGCUGCAUGCACAAUUUAAAUUCAGCUUUUUAAUUUAUUCGAAAGAGACAU